AACCCUAUAAAUCUCUUUUGUCACAUUUCAUUCGUUUUCCAUCCUUACUCUCAUCAGCUGGAGACUCCUCCACGGCGCGACGUUUGUUCUCUCAAGAUUCUCAAGUGUUGGUUCCUUCUUCUCUAAUGCUGUGUUUCGUUGGGGAUUUGGGGAGGGAUUUGGAAAGGGAAAGGGAAAGAUGUGUGAAACUAGGUAAAAUAUAGGCAUAUUUUAUUCACAUUUCACCUACCUUUUCCAUUUCCCUUUCCAAAUCACUUCCAAAAUUUCUCAACCAAACACAGCAUAAGAGCGCUCUCUCUCGCUCGCUGGCUUGCUUCGCCGUGUUCUACAAAAUGGCACUGUUUUUCCAUCAUUCUCCACCUGCUCGUUCAAUUUUAAUUCCCAUUGACAGAUUCAGUACCUUGCCAGUAGAGAUAAAACUCAAUAUUCUAGAGCACAUUUCUUUUGAAGAAGCCGCAAGAGCCAGCAUCUCAAGGACAAUUAAUUGGUCUGAACAUCCACAAGUCAUACUUGACAAACCCCUCUUUGAUGAGUGGGGCCGAUGGAUUCGACUCGAUCCAGGUGCAUGGGCGGACAAAGUUACUAGAAUUCUCUCUAAUCAUCAUGAAGUUCCCAUUCGAAAGUUUAUUCUCCACAUUCCGGACAUGCAAUUUAAGUGGGCCCUAUAUAUAAAUAUCUGGCUAUCAUGCCUGUCAAAGAAUAGUAUUAACAAACUCUCCGUCGAUAAUUGGAGUAUUUUUACAUUUAAGCUUUCUUCUCUUCUCUUUGAGUGCUCUGAAUUGACACGAUUGAUGCUCCAUAAUUGUGCAUUCUACAAAUCAUUUGGAGUCUUUCAGAAUCUCCGAUUCCUUCGUUUCGAGAACAUAGCAUUUGGUUCUGUCAAAGUUGGUGAGCUUACACUCAGUAUCCCAUCGCUUGUGCAGGCGGAGCUUGUAGAUUGCACAGGCAGGCGCCAGGACUCCAGAAUUUUGUUGUUGCCAGCAGUGGUGGAAUCAACGUUGAUGAUGUGAAUCAGGUGAGGUUAAAGCUGGCUCAUUUUUGGAGGUGCGUCCUCUCUCCAACUUUUUUAACUCAUUUUUUUUUCAAAAAAAAAAAAAGGUGAAAAAGUUACUAAAAUAGGCUGUUCCCAAACGAGAAAAAAUAUGUAAAAAACAAAGAGGUGAUGUGACUUGAAUAAGUCAAUAAGUUGGCUUUUUUUUCUUCUUCUCGUUUUGGGUCUGUUAUAUUCGUUUUGUAAAAUGUUUAAGAUCCAAAGUUUUUUUUCUCAUAAUUUAAUUCA
This is a messenger RNA of Camellia sinensis, 1279 nucleotides long. The record is from RefSeq and is a predicted model, not a curated record. Lineage: Eukaryota; Viridiplantae; Streptophyta; Magnoliopsida; Ericales; Theaceae.